Molecule: messenger RNA, 492 nt
Organism: Diaporthe citri
Lineage: Eukaryota; Fungi; Ascomycota; Sordariomycetes; Diaporthales; Diaporthaceae
Exons: 2
Coding region: 1-492 (163 amino acids)
Source: RefSeq, a predicted model, not a curated record
AUGCGCCUCACUAGGGUUGCGAAAACAAUCCCGAUCCUGGCGGCCACACUGGCCAAUGCCAGGCUUGCCAAACUAGGUUUGCCGGAGCAGAUCAAGCCGGGCGACAAAUUCAAUAUCACGGUAGAACAAGCCAUCGGCAUCCCAAUGGUAGAAGCGUCAAUGCUGUUUGGUAUCGACAGAUACGAUUCUAUAGCGGAUGUUGCGCCUCAGCCAGGAAAUAUGGGAGGAACACUUCUAGGGUCAAUCGACCUUCGGGCUGUUUUGGGAGACGGAAGGGGCCAAAACAUCACGACACUGGGCAGCAUUACCUUACCAGACACGUUCGUGCACGGUCCGGCUGCGAUACAAGCUGUUGUUCUUUCGGUCCAAGGCCCGGUGAACACGCCGACGAUAGAGACCUGGUGGUGGAACGUCACUAUAUCCGAUUCGACGAGCGAUCAACUCGUGCAAGCCACGUAUUACGAUGACAAUAGCAGAUACUGUCAAAUCUAG